Molecule: messenger RNA, 2652 nt
Organism: Cyclospora cayetanensis
Lineage: Eukaryota; Apicomplexa; Conoidasida; Eucoccidiorida; Eimeriidae
Exons: 4
Coding region: 1-2652 (883 amino acids)
Source: RefSeq, a predicted model, not a curated record
AUGCAGCUCGGAGUUAGCUAUAGCCAGGGCGGUCGCAGUGACCAGAAGCUCGAAAAACUGCUGCCACUCCUGGAUAAUGAACCGCGGAAGAGAAGGCCCCAAACCAGCACAUGCCGAAGUUAUAUGAGUAAAGAUAGGCUUCAUUGCAGUACUUCACAAAAAGCUCAAGCAGCUAGCUCCUACUUUAGAACUGUAGAUGCACAGGAACGCAAAACGGCGCUUACGGGUGCUAGGAAAUCACGCAUUGACAAAUUCCAAUCGCGUUUCACUUUCUCGCACGCCGAUCCCAAGUACUAUGCACAUUUAGCAGCCCAGCCCGCCAACGGGUGGUGGAAAGCACUACUUACAUACCGCCGGCAGUCGCCUGCACUCGUGGAGCGUUUGUGCAAGAGACUCGAUGUCCUGCUGCCAGACACACUCUAUGCUACUUCAUCUGAAUGUUAUUAUAUCACCAACAACUCCGUUGCUCUCUCUCCGAGUAUCAAAUGCACUGAGAAGCUUGGGUUUCCCGAAACAGCUUCUGCUGGCUGGUUAAUUAAAGAAGACUUUUCCGCCUCUAAGCUGUUUGAAAGAAACGCAAGCCUUUACCUGGCCGCGCUGGGGUUCCCUGGUGGCCUAUUUAAGCAACACACAAGACUCGGCCUCAGACGAAAUGAUCUGGAACGGAGGUCGCGUGAUGCAGCAAUGGUCGCCCCAGCUGCGGUAGUAAAACAAGCUCAUUAUGCAGCGGCCAGCAAGAAUAUAAGCAAGGCUUUGGAUUUCCCCAGCAUGUCUGCUCUAUUGGCAGACUCCAACUCAGAGCGGCUUAUUCAGCUGACUAGAGUCGCUUGGAGAGCGGGAAACACGCCAAUAGGCUUUACUUUGGUCAACAAGUUGACUCCCGAAGAGGCAUGUGAGGCUAACUUAGACAUAACUGGGCAGUUUUGCGUAAGCUGUGACAACGCGUUUCCAAUUCGGAGGUCGCAGGACCGUGAAUACGGUCCUCAGGAAGAGGUCUCACCAGCGGAAGCCACAAAAAGAAAGGUCUUAGAAUUCAGUGCCACCUUCGAUGUUUUUAAAUUAUCUGGAGCUAGCUUGACUGAAGCCUCUAGGAUUGCCAGGAAGCUGAUGUUGGUGACACAGACGCUAUUCAAGGUUUGGCUGGAGUCGUUGGUGGUGGAUCUUGUGAAAGGAUGGAACGGAGAGUGGUAUUUCCUGCAGGUCAAGGCUUUUACCUUGAGACAAUCGGGCCCACGGGUUGACGCAGGCCUGGAGGUCGCCGAUACUCGACAUGCCAUAGAGGACGAAAUAUUAGACGAGUCCGUGAAAAUCAAAGGUGCACAUUUGCGGAAGCAGCAGAUGCCAUUAGUACAGCCUUCAGUGUGCGCCAUGUGCGGUUUGAACCGGAGCAAGAAAGCUCUAAUUCGGAUGCUAAAUCAUCGUAUGAUGCUGGAAGCUCAACAUCAUAUGCGCAAGAGAGGAGUAGAUAUUCUCUUCUUUCAUCAGGCAAAACGCCAGCAACUUUCUGCUGAAUCCCUUGUCUGCGGUACCUGUUAUUCGCUAUACUUAGCGGAGAAGGAGUUGAUCCAGCUCGAGGCUGAGCUAGCGAAGGAAACCGGGCAACUUAUCAGUCCAGAUGCCGGAAAACUCUGUUUCGUCACUGGCAUUUUAGAAGCUUUUCAGGGGAAUUUUCCAAUGAAGGAUCCUGACCUGUUCGAGUUGCUGCAAGCCUUUGACAACUCCUGCCAAUCGGCGGAUAGCGCAAAGUCUGUGGCCAAAUUACAUGAGGGGCUGUCUGACGAGCCCUCGGCGCUAGCUAGUGACACUGAAAUCCUAGUAGCACUUAAAAGGCACGAAAAUGACACUGGAAAAGGGAGCCACGCCGAGGGAGGGGAAUCGGAUUUGUCGCCGGCAAACGGCGCACAAGGCCCGUUAAUUGCUUUUAGAGGAGGAGAAGCAAUUCAAUCUUUCCACCCGGAAGGCCAGCCCCACGAUAUCGUGUUGCCCGCAGCGCUUCAUCAGUGGCGAAUCAUGCUCUUCCUAGACUCCUUACACGACAGCCUAGCUCCUUCUACUUCGGACAGACGACAGAAACCGUACGUGCUACAGUUGGAUCUCUUUGGUCAUACAUCUGCCGUGGUUCUCCCUAUCCCAGACGAACGCGGCAUCGUGUACAUUCGCCGCAUGCUAAUCUUUUAUCUCUUUUCAAAGAACCCGAUAACCGCAGAAAUUUUUAAGGAAGAGGUGCAACUCUCUCUCCAUCAAGGAGACAGCAACAGGAUCAGCGGAGGUUUCUCAUCCCACGUUUCAACGGUUAGGGCACAGUCGGCAGGGACGCAGUCCUCCCGCCUGUGCAACAACGCACCUGCCUUGCAGUUUCCAUCGAAACGGCAAGGCACAGGACAGCCUGUGGCAGUAGGUAGCUGUUUCUUAGGACGGCUAGCUGGCAAGCGAAGCAUCAAGUACCAAACCAACGCCUUGUUGUUUGAAGGUAACUGCGGCAGGUACAGACUGAGGAUUACUCUGGGACUGCACCGAGAUAUGCAAGUACCCAGUCAGUACAUCUCGGUUGUGCCUUUCCGCGACGCCUUCAUAUCCACAACGCCCUACUGCUGUUCUUGCCCCUUGCCCCCAGAAUGGCUCGACUGCUUUCUAACAGCGCCGAACUCUUGA